Molecule: messenger RNA, 408 nt
Organism: Williopsis jadinii
Lineage: Eukaryota; Fungi; Ascomycota; Saccharomycetes; Phaffomycetales; Wickerhamomycetaceae
Gene: MAF1
Product: RNA polymerase III-inhibiting protein MAF1
Exons: 1
Biological process (GO): negative regulation of transcription by RNA polymerase III
Cellular component (GO): nucleus
Molecular function (GO): RNA polymerase III core binding
Source: RefSeq, a predicted model, not a curated record
CCAAAGUCGCUGGACACAACUCCAUUUGGCCCACUGAGCGAGUCGACAAGCCGCAAGGUGUUUGCCUACUUGAUUGGCAUACUCAAUGCCCAAUACCCUGAUAACGAUUUCACCUCGUUGGAACCAAUGGACUUCAUCAAGAUUUCCUUCAGCUCGUUGAGAUCGAAGUUUGACAACACGCUCAUAUCCUUGGGGAAGAGCGAAGAUAUGGAGUUUCUCUGGGACAUUGUAAAUUCCCAGAUGGACCUACAGGACUGUGUCUACUUCGAGCUCAACACUGAAGACGAUGAAAAGUUCUUCCUCAGCGAAGAACCUGGCCAACUCUGGACGAUGAAGUGGUUCAUCUUCAACAAGAAGAAGAAGAGGGUUGCAUCCUUAUACCUCGACGGAUUCAGACUCAAUAACUCC